This is a messenger RNA of Lactuca saligna, 498 nucleotides long. Lineage: Eukaryota; Viridiplantae; Streptophyta; Magnoliopsida; Asterales; Asteraceae. The record is from the annotation of a GenBank genome assembly.
AUGAUGCCAAUUGAUGCCCCGCCUGUAAGCACAAGGGUGCAAGCGGGAGAAGGAGUUAUGAGUGUUGGCAUGGGGUCGAAAGCUGGUAUGGGGGGAAGUGGUUCAUCAAAAGAUGGAAGUGAUGCGAAGGUUGUUGGCAGAGUAAUGUUUACUCAAAUUCCUACUUCGUUACCCAAAACUUCAUUCUCAAUUGUUUCCACUACGGUUACAACAAGGCCUUUAGUGAAAGGAGUUGUCAUUGGGGAAUCAAGUUCAUCGAAGCCACCUCAAUCAACUAAAAAAGAAAAAGGCAAGGGAAAAGGUAUUAGUGUUGAACCAACUAUCGAAGAGAAGAAGGCUGCCUUAGAAAAAGAAAUGGAAAGGCAAAGAAAAAUUCAAAGCAUUCUUCGUCAAAGGCAAAGUGACCUUCCUGGUAUGGAAAAGGGUGAUCCUACGAAACAUUACAACUAUGAAACUAUAGAAGCUAUGGUGUUACAUGCGGAAAUGCGUUAUUUCUAG